This is a messenger RNA of Cydia amplana, 1899 nucleotides long. RefSeq names its product solute carrier family 35 member F3. The transcript is spliced from 9 exons. Bases 270 to 1772 code for a protein of 500 amino acids. The record is from RefSeq and is a predicted model, not a curated record. NCBI's taxonomy places the organism in Eukaryota, Metazoa, Arthropoda, Insecta, Lepidoptera, Tortricidae.
ACAAUAUUCUCAAUAAAAUAGAAGUAAACUGAAGUGAUAUUUUAUAAAUUAAAUAUGAAUUUACGUUUUAAGAAGUGAAACUGAUGACUUAUGCGUGACAAUAACAAUAAAUAAAAACACAAUUAAAUUCAAACAAAUCAUGUAACGACAAUACCUUCCAGUAAUUUAAUCAUGGCCUUUUACUGCGAAUCAUUAUAAAUCUAUACAAGUCUCAUUUAUAAGUGUCUAGUGAUGGUGUUUGAAAUGUUUCCGUAGUGUUACUUAGCAACAUGGCAAGGGAUGGAGACUUGCCGACUAUUUUUAAUCCUAAGCGGGUUCGUGCUCCUUCUGUGAUAAUAACAAGUGAGGAAGUGGAGACUGAACGAGGGGGUGAAGGUGAUCGUGAUCUUCCGAACGGGCCCCCAACGCCACUGAGCCCGCGGGCGCCUCUAACGCCCCAAACGUCCGUGUCGUCGGCAGUGUCUGCACCACCACUGACGACGCAGCCGUCCCUUCAGCAAGCCUUCAGUGAGUCUGCGGCUAGCAGUCAAGAUGAAGAGCGGCAGCUCCGCGAGAAGAAAUGCCCAAGAACUUGCUGCUCAAAGUUUGCUAAAAAGAUUUACUAUGGAAUCUGUGUCACAUUGGUCCUUACUGCCUCCUGGGUGACAUCUACGCACUGCAUCAAGCACAUGUACCUGGAAACAUACCCACCUAUAAUCUAUCCCACUAGCACGGAGACAACUUCUCAGACCUUCAACUAUACUGCUAAGCCCCAAAGCCAAAACUACAACCUAUACAAUGCCCCAUUCUUCACUGCCUGGUUUAGUACCAACUGGCUCAUAAUGUUCUAUCCCAUCUACAUGAUAGUGAUGCUCAUUCACAAUAAGUGCAAGUCUGCCAAUGACAUAGUGUAUGAUGCCUUCAGAGACUUCAGAGAGAAGGGGUUCACCUUUGCUCGCUUCAUCAGCCGCUGUGGAUUGUUCUGUCUGCUGUGGGUGGUGACCAUCUACAUGUACACUUACUCCCUGAAGAUCCUGCUCUGCACAGAUGUGGUGGCUCUGUUUGCCACCAACGUCUCGUGCAUCUAUCUGUUGUCCUGGGUCAUAUUACAUGAACAGUUUGUUGGUGUUAGGAUCGUGGCGGCUAUUCUGUGCGACACCGGAAUAGCGUUGCUCGCGUACAUGGACGGCAUAACAGGCAGCUCUACACUUGGUGGGGUCGUACUAGCCGCCUGCGCCGCGGCAGGCUUUGCUAUAUUUAAGGUGCUGUUCCGUAAAGUAAUGGGAGAGGUGAACACCGGCCAGCGCGCGCUGUUCUUCUCCAUCCUGGGCAUCGUGAGCGCCUCGCUCCUGUGGCCGGUGUGCCUCGCGCUCUACCUCACCGGCUCCGAGAUGCUGCCGUCCCCCUCGCACCAAAUGCCCUGGCUUCACCUCUUGGGGGCCAGUUUUGCGCUGUUGGUUUUCCACCUAGUGUUCCAGUUUGGCAAUAUUGUGACGUACAACAUUUUCGUGUCACUCGCUCUCAUCACUGCUGUCCCAGUCUCAGCCGGAUUGGACGUGGCGUUCUACCAAGUGGAGUUCGAGGGCAUGAAGCUGGCUGGCAUCGUGCUGAUCGGCGUGGGCUUCUCGCUCGUCAUGUUCCCCGACAACUGGCCCAACUACAUCAUGCGCCUGCUCAGAUGGAGCCGCCGGCAGCGCGGCAACAACGGCUCCGGGCGCAGCCGCGACGCCAUGGACUUCCGCACCGGCUACAUACGCUCGCACCUGCGCUCGCCCUCCGGCCGCGUGCGGUGACCGCCCGACGACCUCCCCUAAACGAUUAUACGCUCUACUGCGGCGUGAUAACGGUCAAAUUACAACGUCCGAUCAAACUUUCCUCUUACUGUCGACCAUUCGCUGUUUGGUUACGUAGGAUUGGUUC